AUGAAGCUCCACAUCUGCCUACUGAGCGGGGCAAACACGGAGCUGGACCUGCCGAGUACCGACGUGAGCGUGGGGCAGUUGAGGCGCAAAGCUCAAGUGCAGCUGUGCUGCGGCAUUGAUCAGUUGAUCACCUCUGAUGGCCGAGUGCUGAAGGAGUCCAUGUCGGUGGAGGAUGCGUGCUUGAACGACGAUGAAACGCUGACGGCGAGCGUGAGACCCACACAGAUCGUCGCCAGCGUGCGGGGCCUGGCGAUGGCCUACCACCGCUGUGAUGGCUCCGUGGAGACGUGGGGCUUCCGAGACUCUGGGGGCGACAGCAGCAGGGUGGCUCCGGCGCUGUGCGAUGUGAGGAGCAUCACGCCCAACGCACGUGGCUUUGCAGCGGUGCUGUACAGUGGCCGAGUGGUGACCUGGGGCAUUGCACCCUGUGGUGGUGAUUCGUCUCACUUUCAAGAUGAGCUCUUUGAUGUGCAAGACAUUGCAAGCACUGCCUUGUCCUUUGCUGCAGUGCGAAGCGACGGAGUUCUGAUUCAAUGGGGCUCCAUGAAGCCUUUGCCCUUGAAACGCAUGGAUGGAGUUCAACAGGUGGUUGGAAGCGCGAUGGCCUAUGCGGCACUCUUGAAGGAUGGAGAAGUCUUGACAUGGGGUCAUGGCGAGUAUGGUGGCGACAGCCAUGAGGUUCAAGGCGAACUGGUGGAGGUGCAGCGGCUCUACGCCACCAAUGCUGCCUUUGCGGCGCUUCGGGCAGAUGCACGUUUGGUGACCUGGGGAGGAGGGGAGCUGCAGGAAACGCUUGCAGAGGUCGAGGAGGCGUUCUUCGACGUGAAGACCAUCUGGACGACCUCCGACACCUUCAUCGCCUUGCGCGAGAAUGACCAGGUGAUUUUCUGGGGAAAUUCCAGGAUCGUGAAGGAGCAGCCGCCCCAAGAUCAGCUCUACGAUUUGCUGGACGCAGCGGGCACGGAGAACGCCGUCGCCCUGCUGCGUGGCGAUGGCUCGGUAAUUUCCUGGGGCGCUGCAGAGACAGGUGGCGACAGUCGGCAGGUGCAGAGUGAGCUGAGGCAGGUGCUUCGCCUCAGCAGCACUCAGAGGGCCUUCGGGGCGCUACGGGCCGAUGGCGCGGUGGUGGUCUGGGGGGAUCCCAAGUUCGGUGGCGAGUGCCCGCGCGCCAUCAAGGCGCAGCUGAAGCUUGCCAAGACCAUGCUUUGGGGGGCGCAGCUUCUGUCCGACCGGUGA
Messenger RNA from Durusdinium trenchii, 1236 nucleotides. The record is from the annotation of a GenBank genome assembly. NCBI's taxonomy places the organism in Eukaryota, Dinophyceae, Suessiales, Symbiodiniaceae.